Molecule: messenger RNA, 402 nt
Organism: Iphiclides podalirius (scarce swallowtail)
Lineage: Eukaryota; Metazoa; Arthropoda; Insecta; Lepidoptera; Papilionidae
Source: the annotation of a GenBank genome assembly
AUGGUCCAAGGUGCAAUCCGGGAAGUGCGACGUAUAUCGCGCAAGCCGGGUCCGUUCUUCGGUGUUGCCAACUUCUGUUACGAUCGUUGCGACGUUGGCGUAUCGAGAACUCGGGAUACGUUCCCGUUCAGCGUUGCGCCGCCCCAGGGCGUGUCAGGGCGUGGCGUUCCGUGGUCGUGCCGCCGCCGUUCAGCGUGGCAGGGCGUGGCAGGACGGGCCCCUGGUGGCAGCCGAGACGGCGAGCGUAUCGCGGCCGUUCGUCCGGGGCCGCAGCUGAGCCUAUUAUAUAAUAUAUUUUUAUGGGAACUAAGCUUACUGGUUAUAAACGCCGUUGUGCAAAUAUCAGUGACAUGGCUUCGGGGCAACUCUUCCGAAGGAGGCCCGCGCGCGAAUCAUCGCAAC